GGUGCUUUUCACUUUAGUAGCGGAUUAACCUCGCAUUGCAGUGUACUUUGGAAGUGAAGGAGCCUAGUGGGUCGGUCACGCACGGUUUACCGGGAAUCCAGUGUGUUUAACUAGCUAACAGCAAAACCUAUAUUCUUGGCUUGUCCACCUGCCGUAACAAAUAUCGAAUCAACGUUGAGAGAUGGCCCCGAAUGCAGCGGUACCAUUGCCAAAACCCGACCAGCAGGAACCGGUUGGCAUUAAUGCCAUUCUGCUAGGUCCGCCCGGAUCAGGAAAAGGAACACAGGCGCCGCUGUUAAAGGAGAAAUUCUGCGUAUGCCACCUCUCCACAGGGGACAUGCUGCGAGCGGAAAUCGCCGCCGGUUCCAAGCUCGGUGCCCAACUGAAGAAAGUUAUGGAUGAGGGCAAGUUGGUAUCGGACGACUUGGUUGUCGACAUGAUCGACUCCAAUCUGGACAAGCCUGAAUGUCGCAAUGGUUUUCUGCUGGAUGGAUUCCCGCGAACUGUGGUGCAGGCAGAAAAACUGGAUGUACUGCUGGAGAAGCGCAAAACCGGCCUGGAUGCCGUGGUAGAGUUUGGCAUUGACGACAGUUUGCUGGUCCGUCGGAUCACUGGCCGAUUGAUCCAUCAAGCCAGUGGUCGAUCCUACCACGAGGAAUUCCACCCACCCAAAGUAGCGAUGACCGACGACGUCACCGGAGAACCGCUGAUGCGUCGCAGCGACGACAAUGCUGCUGCGCUGGUAAAACGCCUGGAUGCUUACCAUAAACAGACGAAACCACUGGCUGAUUACUACGCACUGCGAGGACUACAUUUUAAAAUUGACGCGGCCAAAAGUGCUUCCCAGGUGUUCGAAAACAUCGAUAGUAUCUUUCUGAAGUCGCGAAAAGCGAGGCUAGGUCUGUGAAGAUUUAUUUUUCACACUUGACGUUUAACAAAUAUGCAUUUCACGCAGAGGUAUCGGAUGGUACAGAAAAAUUUGUAUUCAAGGCACAUAUAGAUUUGGGACUACUCAUUUUCUUAACGGUGUUGCGUUAUCAAAACGUUCAUGAGGUAAGAAAAUGGUGGGGUCCUAAACUUAUGCAUGCUCGAAUAUCUGUCGAACUGAUACCUCCGCUUUCACACCACCUGACAUGACAUCCCAGCAAGAUUUGUCCGCCUGGUAUCAGAUCGAAACAAGCAAGGGUCUUACCCGAGUUUGUCCGGCUGGUGCCUGACGGACAAUUCUUGCUGGGUUGGAAUAAUUGAAUGUAUAAAUAUCCGGAACAACCGCUAAGCUACCUUAUCGUACCGGACAAUUGAUCGGGUACAAGUUUUAAACAAUAUCAACUACGUUUCCCUAGACCUACUUCGACAUCGCUUCACAAAGCAAUUCCAUCUAUUGUGGCAACAAUUAGCAGCUCGCAUGUAAUAGCCAGUAGUAUACCUGUUUAACUAGACAAGGUUGACCAUUGAUGGCAACAACAAUGACUAGAUAUUAAAAAAAAUGCAUAUCGUUGAGCACAAGACUCGUAUGCAAUAUCUUAGAGAACAACGUGUAGGUGAAAAGUGAGACUACAGCUAUUUAGAUAAAAUAAAUGUGCGGUACUAUU
Sabethes cyaneus is the source of this 1592-nucleotide messenger RNA. It is a transcript of the gene Ak2, whose product is annotated as adenylate kinase. The record is from RefSeq and is a predicted model, not a curated record. The coding region runs from base 182 to 907 and encodes 241 amino acids. Gene Ontology annotation, cellular component: mitochondrion; cytoplasm. Gene Ontology annotation, biological process: ADP biosynthetic process. Gene Ontology annotation, molecular function: AMP kinase activity; ATP binding. NCBI's taxonomy places the organism in Eukaryota, Metazoa, Arthropoda, Insecta, Diptera, Culicidae. The transcript is spliced from 3 exons.